Messenger RNA from Patiria miniata (bat star), 3536 nucleotides. It is a transcript of the gene sycp1, whose product is annotated as synaptonemal complex protein 1-like. Bases 88 to 3240 code for a protein of 1050 amino acids. The transcript has 24 exons. NCBI's taxonomy places the organism in Eukaryota, Metazoa, Echinodermata, Asteroidea, Valvatida, Asterinidae. The record is from RefSeq and is a predicted model, not a curated record. Gene Ontology annotation, biological process: synaptonemal complex assembly. Gene Ontology annotation, cellular component: synaptonemal complex.
CAAAGUAGGCCCUAGUCCUAAGCCUAAUUCACAUUGAACUUUCUUUGCAAGAAGUGCCAACAAAAAAGUUUACAAUCUCUGAGCAAAAUGUUGUCAUCCCAGAGACAAGAUGAGACUGAGAACCAGCCAUUCUUUAAACCUUCCUCUCAGAGCCAGAGUACAUCGCACAGUUUCUUUAUGUUUGGUGAGAGAGAGCCAUCAAGGAGUACUGCAGCCUCAAUAUUCCAGGAUUCAAACUCUCAAUCACAGCAAACAAGUACGGCCAGAUCAUCCUUGCUGAUCACACCAAGCUUGUGCCCUUCAGCCACAACUGCAUCAAACAUGCCAGAGCGUCAGUACCAGCAGCAGCAAGUGCAGCAGCAGCAGCAGCAGCCAGAGACGUCAGACUUGUCUGAUAGCUCCGACCGCCUCAGCUUGCUGCACACACGCCUUCAUAACGAGGCUGACAAAAUCAGGAGUUGGAAAGUCAAAACUGAGAUGGAUCUAAAGCAGAGGGAGAGAAAGCUCCAGGAUUCACAGUGUACAAUUGAGUCUCAGAAAAAGUCAAUUCUUGAGUUACAGCUUCAAAAUGAGAAUCUCAGCAGAAAGUUGACAGAAGAAAUGGACAACCGAUCAGAUAUUUCUGAAAAGAUCGAGUCAACUAGAGACAUGUGCAACCUCCUGAAGGACUACACAACCAAAUUGCGAGACAGAGCGGUGAUGUGUGAGAGUGACAGAGAUGAGCUCAGAACAGUGGAAAAACAGAACAUGGAGGAAUUGGAGGAAUUGGGAGUAAUGUUCAAAGACCUAAGCUUGCUUCACGAGAACAAGGUGAAUGACCUGAUUUUGGCAUUGGACAAUGAGAAGGACUCUAAUUUGAAGAAUAAUGAGCAAAUUAUCAGCCAGUUGAAGGAAGUACAGCAAAAGCUGAAAGAUCUUGAAAGACAACUUGGUGAGAAAGAAAACAGCAUUCAGCAACUGCUCGCCAAAAAGCAGGAAGUUACCCAACAGUUAGCUGAAUUGAAAAGGGAAAACUUAUCCCUUCAGAAGACUUUGGCUGAGGCAGUUGAUAAAGUCCAAACCCAAGCUGAAAUAUUGGAGCAAUCAGAUAAAGAGAUUCUGGAUCUUAAACAUGAGCAAGAAAAAUUAAGCAAUGAAAAGGCCCAGCUCCAGCAGGAUCUUCAAAGCCACAGCAAACACAUUGAGGAACUCAAGCAGAACAUCCAAAGUUUGACAGAAAGCAUUGAGAAACUCACCAGUGACAAGGACAUAAUCUCCUCAGAGAUACAAACGCUCAAGGAAAACUUGGCUGCAAAAUUGGGAGAAAUUGAUGGCUUGAAAGAUGAGCUCAAAGUUGUACUGGAAAGGGAGCAAGCAUCCUACGAUAAGGUGGACUCUAUCAAGAGGGAAAAUCAGGCUGAGCGGGAAGAAAAUGUGAAACUGUCAGAGCUCCUUGAGACUGCAGAAGAUGAGAAGAAAUCUCUGGAGGAUAACCUGCUGACCAAGGAAGAGCAGAUGCAGGAGAUUAGGACAAAACUUGAGGCAUUGCAUGAGACAGCUGAGGAUGGAAAGGCAAAACUUGAGGCUUCUGUGCAGAAGACCAAAGAACUUGAGGAAAAGAUUCAGAAUCUGAAAGAAACACACACGGAGCAAGAACAGAGCAAGGCUCAAGAACUCCAAGAGGAAAAAACUAAAAAUGACGGCCUAAACGAGGACCUGGAAGCCUUCAGCAACAAAUCGUCUUCCCUUGAGAGCAAGAACAAGUCUCUUCAUGGCCAAGUUGCUUCCAAGACCAAACAAGUGAAAGAUCUGCACCAAGAGCUGAAGACACUGAAGGGAAAGUUGACAACACAGACCAAGCUUACAACUGCUGCAGAAGAACAGGUCAGCUCUGUGUCCAAUGAACUUGAGGAGAAUAAGAGUGCACUUGAAGAGACGAAGACCAAGUUGUGUUCAGUGACAGAAGACCUAGAGCAUGAGAAAGCAGCACUUGAAGAACUUAAAUCGAAGCUACAUGAGAAAGAGCAGGAAGCAGAAGACAAGACUAAUGUGGUCAAGAAUCUUGAGGCAGAAGCAGUGAGUUUGCGACAGAAGACGGACUCGGCUGUGAAGGAGCACAAAGAUGCCAAGCAGGCCUGUGAGCUCCAGAUGGCAGAAGUCAGUGCCACACUGGACAAAUACAAGGCAGAGAAUGAAAGGAUGGUUGCCCAAAAGGAAAAAGAGAUUGACCAACUGAAGAAGGAAAUGGAACAACAAAAACACAACAAGAAAUUGGAGGAGGAUCAAAUCAGUCAGUUGAAGAAAGAUUUACAGGGACUGAGACAAGAGGUGGCUGAGGUUCAGGCUGAAAGAGAUGAAGCAAAGAAGCAGGUCAGCGAUCAGGAGGAGAACCUGAACAGCUUGAAAGAGAAAUUCAAAUUUAAGGAGGAUGAGUUGAAACAGCUCCUGAGUGCCGCUGUAUCCAUGGGAGAUCCAGUGGUGGGCAUCAGUCCCAUUGCUCCUAAACAGAACACAUCGCUGCCUAAGCACUCGACUCCUAAACCUACAUCCAAGCAAGUUGUGCCACACACUCCCCAAUCUCAUAUGGCUGAGAAACCCUUACCUGUGACCCCUUGUAAAAGCAGGACUCCCAGGCACAGCAUUUUGAGGCAGGCAGUAAGUGUGCCGAGGAAGAGGCAUGUUGCAUUUGUGUCUGAUGACGAGGAUAGCUUAAAUGGGUCCAUGUCUGAUUCGUCCAGCUCCCAGCUAAUGGAGAUUGAGCAAAGUGAGGUAGACCGACGUUUGAGCACCACACCUACCCAGAUGAGACUCAGCCAGACAGUCCAGCCUCUCAACGUUAAAUCUUCUAGGAAAACCCCAUCUAGUGACCAUCACACUCCAAAAAUGUCAUCUAGGAUGACUUCACAGAAGUCUGCAUCAGGAGGAAGACACACUCCACCAAAAGGCAGACCUCACUUCAAACCAAAAAAGAUGAAAGCCCAGGUAGAGGUGCCAUCUGAGAUGACGCAGGCUGAGAUGAUUCGCUUUAAGGAGCUGUACCCAGAAGAGGAAGCGGAAAUGUACCCUACUAGCAAAGCUAAGGCAAAGAAAACUCCGCCAUCGUCAGCUAACACCCGCAAGACUUCCAAUCGCAUCUUCAAGGUAAAAGGACUCCAAGACUCGUUGAAGGGUCGCAAGAAAACCAAAGCGAAGGCUGGCAAAGUAAAGGAGAACGACUUGUCGUGGCUUGAGAUGGAUGCAGUGUAUGGCUUCUUUGAAUAAAUUUAUUUCAGUUUUGUUGCCCACAUAUAAGCAGGCAACAGUGUUUCAUCGUAAUUGUAGAAAUUCCUGUUAAUAUAAAAAGCCCAGAAGAUCUUAAAAUGUGACCAAUCUAUACGCAGUUUCCUUCAUAGCUUAAGUUAUUUUUUGCACUUGUACCAAGUACUUAUUUAUUAUAAAAACUGGAUUCUGUAAAUAAGUUCAGGUGUUGUAUUCAUUUGAGUCGGUUUUCAAUUUUUUAGAGACAUGUUAUGACAGAUUUUGUGAACUAAGAAUAGUACUGUAAGUUCUUCUAUGAA